Ruditapes philippinarum (Manila clam) is the source of this 2296-nucleotide messenger RNA. RefSeq lists its product as uncharacterized. NCBI's taxonomy places the organism in Eukaryota, Metazoa, Mollusca, Bivalvia, Venerida, Veneridae. Gene Ontology annotation, molecular function: protein binding. The coding region runs from base 457 to 1833 and encodes 458 amino acids. The record is from RefSeq and is a predicted model, not a curated record. The transcript is spliced from 3 exons.
UUAAUGUUAAUCUGUUUAACAUUGAAAUUUACUCCAUAAUAAAUCAAAUAUAUGAAAACAAUUCAACAAUAAACUAAAGAUUAUUUACUGGCACGAUUGUAUUUGACCAUGUAGUUAGUGAAAACAAUGAAAAUAAAAAGAAUAUCAAAAGUAUACGUAAGUUAUACGAUAAGAGUUAACGGAAUGCAAGAAUGAACAUGAAUCAAAAUGGCGAAUAUAAUAUCUUGAAGUGUGUUGGAGUCAUGUUUCAUGUCAGUUUGUCAAUAGAAACGCUGAGUUUUAAAUACUUUAAAACUCUCAAUGGACAUUUUAUUAAUAUUAAAUCAAAUUUAUACAGUGGCUUGUCAAUUUUAUAUAAUUUUAUGUUGAAUAAUAAGAGGAACAUAUAUUAAACUCCUAUUUAUAUUGAUUAAAACGGAAACAAAAUUAAAUCGUCGGUAUAUAGAAAAUCACGGAAUGUCGCGGCGCGAAGAUUCAAACAGGAAACGCGCAUUGCGUGAUAUCUUGGCAUAUGAAGACACAAUCACAGUCGAUGUCGAAAAGACCGUGCAAAAAGUCAGAGAACGCGCCAAAACGCUGCACGCAGAACUGGAUAUGUACAUUACAAACAUUCUUAAUCAAAUUAAACAAAAAUUUGAACAAGAAUUAAAUAAGAUACGGUACACUGUUGACAAAUUGAAAACCAACGAUCAUAGCCCGACACGCAAAGGUACAUCUAGAUCAAGUUCAAUGGAUAAGUCACCACGUUAUAGGUCAACUCCACGCUCCAGUCUAGACUUUAGUCUCCACAGCCGGACGUCAGUGAGCUAUGUGGACGUUGAUGAAAUGCAUCAAUAUGAUAAGAAAGAGAUACAUUUUGUUGAAGGUGAAGCAAACGACAAGGUUUUCGAGAGAUUGGUUGGUCACUACACGUUUGAUACUACCACGCCGAUCACAUUCAAUGCUGUACAACGGUCUAUUAUAUCAGACAAUAAGUCCGAAGUGAAACUAGUAAAAACUUUCAAAGUAGGAGACAAAAGUGAGACGGUGCACGCUAUAGCAACCGUAGAAGAGGAUCAGGCUUGGAUCUGUUGUGGCUGGGGUUCAAGAAACCUUUCACUUUAUGACAGACAUGGCCAGAAGAAGAAAACUGCAUCUCUGGAUAUACAGGUGAAUGAUGCCUGUACCUUUCAUGAUGGCAAAGAUGACUCUGUUCUUGUUUCAAGUUUCCGUGAGAAGAGUAUCAAGCGUCUGAAUACAGAUUCUCUUCGUACGUCAGACUUUGCGUAUAUCUCCCUAUUUCCUGGUGGCCUUGCAGCAGAUCGACGAAGUGGUUUAUACGUAUGUUUCCGAGACAGCUACCAGCGUCAAGCAAUAUUCGGCUCCCGUCGAAUGGUCGCGAAACUAUCGAAACACGGCGAAAUCGUUGCCACUAUGGAAAAGAACGAAGAACAGACUAAUCUAUUUGGAUAUCCCUUCCGAAUUGCAGUAAAUACUAACGGAGAUAUUUGUGUUUCGGAUUACGGUGACGGAACAAGGGGUGUUACCAUUUUAACAAAAGAUGGGCGUGUCAAAUGUUGGUACAGAGGCCCACCCACUGGGAUUGCCAGCGAUCAACCUUUCCUUCCCCACGGAAUCGUCUGUGAUGAAGAUGGUCAUAUUCUGGUGUCAGACUGGAACAAUGAUUGUAUUCAUGUACUUGAUAAAGAUGGAAACUUUCUUCUCAAUCUAAUUAGUAAAAAAGAUGGAUUAGAAGGACCGAAUGCACUCGGACUUGACAAGAGAGGUUACUUAUGGGUCGGUGACAGUCACGGUGUUGUUAGGAUUUUCAAGUAUUCGGUUUAUGAUGGCUGAAACGUAAAACUUGUUGCAUAUAUGUUGUAUGAAACCAUUAACAUGUGUAAUCACACUCGCAAUUUGUCUUCCACUUUAUUUGAAAUCGUAUCAAAAAGGAUACAAAAUGUCUAUUUUAUAGUGAUGUCGAAAACCUGUAAUUUCUAAAAGAACGUUGUCAAACAUACAUAUUAAUCGACACACCAUAUGAUACUAUGAUUGGAACAAGGAAAAGGAUGUUCAGCUAAACUUAGAAAAUUUAAAUUCAGUUAAUUGACAUUGCACUGGAUUAUACAUGUAGAGUUGAAUCAAAUUUAUAACAAUUAAUACAUUUCUAAUAGAACGUAACAUUUUAAUUUUAUGUGAAUUUACAAUAUAGUACAAUUAAAUUAUGGGAAACUGCAAAUAAAGGAAAAGGGGUAUGGAACUGUUUGAAGUCGCCAUAAAAUCGUAGCUAUUUUAGGCAUACUUGUUUCGAAAUUUG